Molecule: messenger RNA, 2692 nt
Organism: Engraulis encrasicolus (European anchovy)
Lineage: Eukaryota; Metazoa; Chordata; Actinopteri; Clupeiformes; Engraulidae
Gene: sdad1
Product: SDA1 domain containing 1
Exons: 23
Coding region: 129-2204 (691 amino acids)
Biological process (GO): ribosomal large subunit export from nucleus; ribosomal large subunit biogenesis
Cellular component (GO): nucleolus
Source: RefSeq, a predicted model, not a curated record
GAAGGGCAGUCGAUAAUAAUCAACAUGGCGACUUGCUGAACUGCCACGCUGCUGUACACACGGGAUCCAAACAAGAGCAAAUAAUAAAAUCAAAUUGUCCCCCAGUCGAAAAUAAAUCUUGCGGAAACAUGUCUGGGCGACACAAUAACAAGCUACCAACGAACCUGCCACAACUGCAGAAUCUCAUUAAAAGAGAUCCUGCUUCAUACACAGAAGAGUUCUUGCAACAGUAUCGACACUACCAGUCAAAUGUUCAGAUCUUCAAACAUCAACCAGAUAAACCUAACAAGGAAUUGUCGGAGCUGGUGAUGUUCCUUGCUCAGAUUGGUCACUGCUACAAAGAACAGCUGGCCAAUUUCCCCCAAGAGUUGGCAGAGCUACUUUUAAAUCACCACACAGUCUUGGAAACCGACCUGCGAAUGACAUUUUGCAAAGCCUUGAUCUUGCUCAGGAACAAGGACUUGAUCAACCCCACGAGUCUCCUGGAGCUGUUCUUUGAGUUGCUGCGCUGUCAUGAUAAACUUCUGAGAAAGACAUUGUACACUCACAUUGUGACUGACAUCAAGAACAUCAAUGCCAAACACAAGAACAACAAAUUGAACACAACUCUACAGAACUUCAUGUACACAAUGCUGAGAGACAGUAACCCCAUUGCUGCCAAAAUCUCCCUGGAUGUGAUGGCUGAGCUCUACAAAAGAAAUAUAUGGAAUGAUGCAAAAACUGUUAACGUCAUCACAACAGCCUGUUUCUCCAAAGUCACCAAGAUCUUAGUUGGGGGACUGAAGUUCUUUUUGGGUAAAGAUGAAGAUGAGAAGAAGGACAGUGAUUCAGAAUCAGAGAAUGAGGGACCAACGUCAAGAGAUAUCAGGAUGAAGUACCAAACAGGAAAGAAGACUUCCAAAAACAAGAAGAAAAUGGAGAAGGCCAUGAAGGUUCUCAAGAAACAUAAAAAGAAAAAGCAAGUUGAAGUCUUCAAUUUCUCAGCUAUCCACCUCAUCCAUGACUCCCAAGAUUUUUCAGAAAAACUGUUUAAGCAGCUGGAGACGUCCAAUGAACGAUUUGAGGUGAAGAUCAUGAUGAUGGAGCUGAUCUCCAGACUAGUAGGAAUCCACGAGCUGCUUCUCCUGAAUUAUUACCCGUUUCUUCAGCGUUUUCUCCAGCCACACCAGAGAGAGGUGACAAAGAUCUUGUUGUGUGCAGCCCAGUCCUCCCACCAGCUGGUGCCUCCCGAGGUCAUUGAAUCAGUGGUAAUGACCAUCGCCAACAACUUUGUCUCAGAUCGGAAUUCAGGCGAAGUCAUGACCGUGGGAAUUAAUGCCAUCCGUGAGGUGGUGGCCCGCUGUCCUCUGGCCAUGAAUGAGGAUCUUCUACAGGAUCUCACUAUGUACAAGUCACACAAAGACAAGAACGUGAUCAUGUCGGCUCGGGGACUGAUUCAACUCUUCAGAAGCCUGAAUCCAGACAUGCUUCACAGGAAAGAUCGGGGUAAACCCACGGAGGCUUCCGCAGAGGCGAAGAUCCAGAGUUAUGGAGAGCUGGGGGCCAAGGACUAUAUUCCUGGUGCUGAGGUUCUGGACGAGGAGCCAGAGAAGGAGGAAGGGGAUGGGGAUGAUGGCUGGGAAAGUGCCAGUGAUGUCGAUGACGAUGAAGAUGGAGAAUGGGUGGAUGUCCAUCAUUCAUCUGAUGAAGGACAAGCUGAAAUGGCGGAGAAGCUCCAGAACAUUCCCCCAGAAGAGCGCAAGGCCAAAGCGGUGGCCAUGAGCACCAGCCGGCUCCUGACGCAGGAGGACUUCAAGAAGAUCCGCCUGGCCCAGAUCGCCAAGGACAUCAGCGCCGCUCCGCCUACCAAAGGACAGAAGAGGACGAACGUGGAGAUUGAGGAUAGUGAUGAAGAGGGCGGUGGAGAGCUGCUGUCAUUGAGAACCAUUGAGCGCCUGCAUAAGAAACCCAAGUCGGACAAGGAAACACGACUGGCUACUGCAAUGGCUGGCCGAACGGACAGGAAGGAGUUUGUGAAGAAGAAGAACAAGCUGAAUCCCUACGCCAGCACGAGUAACAAGGAGAAGAAGAAGCAUAAGAACUUCAUGAUGAUGAGGCACAGCCAGAAAGUCCGCACCAAGGGCAAGCGCUCCUUCAGAGACAAACAGAUUGCCCUGAGAGACUCCCUGCUGAAGAAACGGAAAAAUUACAAGAUGGGCUUAUAAGGCCCCUUGCAUCAAGCUGAACGUCCUCAUCUUCUACAUCUCUGUUGCUUGUUUCAAAGUUGAUUUAUCUGUACAGAUCUGACAGUGUCAUUAAAUCAUUUUAUUGAUAAUUUCAUUGAAUGAUAUUGAUUUAUUGAAUUGCCUAUUUUGGAUAUUCUGUGCUUCCAUUGCUAAAAAACUUUGUCAAGUGUUUGUUUAUUUACACUAGCAGCACCAUCACGUGGUAUGCACCAAGCUUCAUUUUAUCCAAAAUAUCUAUUGUUUACUCUAUAUUCUCUAGAACAGUGGAAUUUAGUGACGUAGAAAUUUCGUGUUGACUGUGAUGGAUGUCAGCCCGGUUAUUGACAUCGAAUCUAUCCUACAGUCCACGGUUUAUCUACACGUGUUGACAUGACGCAAGGAGUUGGGCAGGAAACGUGCAAGUAUACUGGUGCAGCGCUUUAUCGGAGACACAAAUAUGACUCCUCAUUCAAUCCAAACACUUACAA